Messenger RNA from Dendroctonus ponderosae (mountain pine beetle), 1131 nucleotides. RefSeq names its product protein LTO1 homolog. Lineage: Eukaryota; Metazoa; Arthropoda; Insecta; Coleoptera; Curculionidae. The record is from RefSeq and is a predicted model, not a curated record. The coding region runs from base 94 to 507 and encodes 137 amino acids. The transcript has 2 exons.
GCAGAAGCGAGUUAAAGCAAGAAGAUCCUUAUUUAACAUAACCUCUGACAAACAUAAAAAUGAUCGGACCCAUAAAACAUAUUUAUUUCUAUAAUGCCUAAUACUCUCUCAGACAAAAUUCAAGAAGUGGAUAUUAACGAUGUAUUUGACGAUAUUCUAUUCAGCGAGGAGAAAGUAGUAGAAAAGGGCUACCAGCAAGGAUUCGCAGCCGGUUCUUCACAAGACAGUGUGGAUGGAUACCAUUUAGGCUAUCACAGAGGAGCGGAAAUAGGCUCAGAAAUAGGUUUCUACCAGGCAUUUUCGCAACACUAUUUGAACGAAAAUCCACCUGAAAAGGUUCUCAAAAACCUAGAAGCUCUCAGCCACGGCUGUUGUGAGUUUCCGCGCAUUAAUUGUGAGAGUACAGAUAUAUUUGAGGCGAUUGAAAAACUCCGAGGACUCUACAAAAAAAUUGCAACUCAACUGAAGAUUAAGACCAGUUUCAAGAAGGAAGGCAUUCAAUUUUGAGCAUUAUGAACAAAUCAACGGUAAAGCAUCAAAUUGAAUUAACUUUGAAGCAUCUGGAACCCCAUCUCGCAUUAGCAAACGUGCAUAUGGUUGAUUAUUUCACUAAAAAUGCCUUUGCCACACAUAUUCCCCACCAAAUACGAGAUGAAUCUUCAAAUCACGGCUAUCAAGAUACUAUCAGAGCCAUUUACGCUCAGCAAACUGAACAUCUACCGGCAUUAAAUAUGUAUAUUCAGAAGAGUAGAGAACUGACCCUGAAAAACACCACAGUUUGCAUGUCUUUGGCGCAAUUCAGGAACAAAUUAAACGAGCUGGGUGGCCAGGAAGCUUCGUCGUUGAAACUCGAUAUUUUUAUGAAGUCGAAAAAAUCUCAUGAAGUGGAAAUAUUGAGUGGUGCAGUGGCUGCUAUAAGGGAUCUAUCGCGUACCUCACAUUUAAUCGAUAUAGGAGAUGGAAAAGGUUAUCUAAGUUCAAUGCUGGCUUUGCAUUACCAAAUUCCCGUUCUAGGAGUAGACGCUUCAGAAAUAAACACAAAUGGGGCCGUCGAUAGAGCCAAUAAAUUAUCAAAAGUUUGGAAUGGCGUCGUGACAAACAUCAAAACAAGAGAAACUAGCAUAAAUUGCU